ACCGACCGGUGCGAGAGGAGAACCCGCAUCACAUCCACCUCCUCCUCGCUCGAUCCGCUCCUGUAGGUACUCGUACUACUCCAAUUCUUUCUCUCGCCUACGCCUUCCUCCCAAUCUUGUUGUUUCGGCGGCGGCGGCGGCGGCGGCGGUGAGGGAGAUGGCGGCGGAGAGGAAGGACGUGGGCAUUCUCGCCAUGGACAUCUACUUCCCGCCCACCUGCGUGCUCCAGGACGAGCUGGAGAAUCAUGAUGGCGUGAGCAAAGGGAAGUACACCAUUGGGCUUGGACAGGAUAGCAUGGCCUUUUGCACUGAAGUGGAAGAUGUUAUUUCCAUGAGCUUGACAGUAGUGAAGUCACUCCUGGAAAACUAUAAGAUUGAUCCAAAAUGUAUUGGACGUUUGGAAGUUGGCAGUGAAACAGUAAUAGACAAGAGCAAGUCUAUAAAAACAUGGCUGAUGCAAAUAUUUGAGGAAUGCGGUAAUACUGACAUUGAAGGAGUUGACUCCUCAAAUGCAUGCUACGGUGGAACAGCUGCUUUAUUUAAUUGUGUUAAUUGGGUCGAGAGCAACUCAUGGGAUGGACGUUAUGGGCUUGUUGUUUGCACAGACAGCGCGGUUUACGCUGAAGGUCCGGCUCGUCCAACCGGUGGUGCAGCUGCUAUUGCAAUGUUGAUUGGACCAAAUGCUCCAGUUUCUUUCGAAAGCAAGUAUAGAGGAUCUCAUAUGGCACAUGUCUAUGACUUUUACAAGCCUGAUCUUGCUAGUGAAUACCCGGUGGUCGAUGGAAAGCUAUCACAGACAUGCUAUCUCAUGGCAUUAGAUUCCUGCUACAAUGUCUUCUGCAAAAAGUAUGAAAAGCUUGAGGGAAAGCAAUUUUCUAUUCAUGAUGCAGACUAUUUUGUAUUUCACUCCCCAUACAACAAGCUUGUGCAGAAGAGCUUUGCACGCCUAUACUACAACGAUUUUCUGAGAAAAUGCAGCACGGUGGAAGAUGGAUCAAGAGAAAAACUGGAGCCUUAUUCAGGUUUGUCAUCCGAGGAAAGCUACCAGAGUAGAGAACUUGAAAAGGCUUCUCAGCAAGUUGCGAAGCACCUCUAUGAUUCAAAGGUUCAACCAACUACAUUAAUCCCGAAACAAGUCGGGAAUAUGUACACAGCGUCUCUAUAUGCUGCUUUGGCAUCAGUGAUGCAUAACAAAAAUGAAACUCUGGCAGGCCAAAGGAUUGUCAUGUUCUCAUACGGCAGUGGCUUGACAUCAACAAUGUUCUCUUUCAAGAUCAAUGAAGGCCAGCAUCCAUUCAUCCUAUCAAACAUUGCAGGCAUACUGGAUGUCUCCAAGAAACUGGAGUCCAGGCAUGUGGUUGCGCCGGAGAAGUUCGUGGCGGCGCUGAAGCUGAUGGAGCACCGGUACGGCGCCAAGGAUUUCACGACGAGCCAGGACACGAGCCUGCUCGCUCCAGGCACCUACUACCUCACCCACGUCGACUCCAUGUACAGGAGGUUCUACGCCGUCAAAGGUCAAGCCGUCACCGAAGCGCUGGGCAACGCCGCGCUCGCCGGGGAGCACCACCGCGCCGCCGUCUGGGAUGCGCUCUUCCCUGGCUCGCUGCUGGAGCUCGCGCGGGUCAGGGAGAAGGGAGUCCUCGACCCACUGUGCAUGGUGAUCGACACCUGCUGCUCCGGCGAAGGCGGCCGCGGGAGGCUCGAGGAGCUCUGCCACGAGGAGUUAGGGCUGCCCAUACUUGUGGAAAUCGUCACUACUGCCUGGCAAGUGGGGCAUGAUGAAGAAUGGUUAGAAUGGCUUCUCUUCAAAAUCUGUGUUGAGGAGCAAAAGUUUGAAACAUUGUUUGUAGCUUUAUGCUCACGCAAUGAUGCUGAGCACAGUGAUGGUGAUGAAUGCAAAACUGAGUUUAAUGCUAAGCAUGCAUAUCUUUUGGGUAAAUUGUCAAAAUGUUUGGCUAACCGACCUAAAGAAGUCAGUGUAUCGAUCAGUUUUGCACUUGAUAUUUUCAAUGCACAGAAGCAUGCUGCUGAGAUUGUGGAUUUUACUUGCCGAGUUAACUCUCCUCUUCCAACUGGUCACCCUGCAAUUGAUGUACUUGGAUAUUCAUUGGUGCUCUUGAAGGAUAUAUGUGCUUGGGAAUCCCCUCCGUCAGACACACAGGCUCCUGUUGACUCACUGAUGCAGACUGGUCUUGUAAAGCAUCUUCUAACGUACUUACGUGAGCUAGAACCCCCAAGUAUGAUCAGAAAAUCUAUGGCAAGGGGACAAGGAGAUCAUCAACCAGCCUUAGGAACUGCAAAAGUCUGCCCAUACAUUGGUUACAGGAGAGAUGUAGUCGCUGUGAUUGCUAAUUGCUUGCAUAGAAGCAAAAAAGUGCAGGAUGAGGUGAGGCACCUGGAUGGGAUUAUUUUACUCUUGCAGCAGUGUGUUGUUGAUGAAGAAAACCCAUACUUGAGGGAGUGGGGUCUUUUUGCUGUGAAGAACUUGCUUGAAGGAAAUGAGGAAAACCAGAAGGAGGUAUCUGGACUUAAGAUGCAAGAAGCUGUUAUAACUCCAGAGAUUGCUGACAUAGGUCUAAGAGUGGAGAUAGACAAGGAAACAGGACAUCCGAAACUGGUUAAUAACUGAUGAUACUUUCCAUUUUGAUCCUUCAUGUUUGAGGUGAAAAGAAAAGGGAGAUCAGACUCACGUACCGACGUUCCUCUCAUUAACGGAAGCAAACUAAUAUUGCCGCUGCCUUCUGCACCCCCGGGAAGAUAGGUGUUGCUUUUUUUCAUUAAUGUUAGUCAUGUUAAUAUUGAUGGCGAGCAUUUGAACCACCGGGAUUCAGAUACUUUCUUGGAGAAAUGAAUGCUAAUGGUUUUUUACGUUGCAUCAAAACAGUGAUGUGAUGAGAUGUUUCUAGAUCCACUCUUAUCAUAGGCGUCCGUUUUUUAAUCCUCGGCGUGUGCUGUUAUUUGGUGGCUAAUAUGUUGAUCCUGGUAUUCUUUGAUAGCCUUUGGGUAUUUAGCUUUCACUGUGGCUGUCAGAUUUCCACUGUAAUCGCUUUAAGCAAAGCAUGAUUCCCAUGUUUGGCUUUCA
This is a messenger RNA of Oryza sativa Japonica Group (Japanese rice), 3082 nucleotides long. Its product is annotated as hydroxymethylglutaryl-CoA synthase. The record is from RefSeq and is a predicted model, not a curated record. Gene Ontology annotation, molecular function: hydroxymethylglutaryl-CoA synthase activity. Gene Ontology annotation, biological process: acetyl-CoA metabolic process. NCBI's taxonomy places the organism in Eukaryota, Viridiplantae, Streptophyta, Magnoliopsida, Poales, Poaceae.